CACCUUCCAGCUCUCUUUAGCGUUGUGACCGCAUUGGUUGGCGGGCUCUGCAGGGGACCGACCCCCAGGAGAUACAGGGGUGAAAGAGCAAAAGUCGGGUCCCUUCCGCCGCUAAAAGCUUUGCUGAAAUUGUUGGCAGUUGCAAGGUUCCACGUAGCUGGAUAGGAUCUCGUAUCCAAUAAUCGACGUAGUGUAUCACAAACAACCUCUUCCUUACAUAUUCAACUUUAUACCGCCGCCACUACGAAAAUAAAAGGGUCGUCCUGAUGGACCAUCGACGACCACAAUGCGUCAUUUCUUUUCUUACUUGAUACCCCUUUCAAUUCUGUUUUGGAGCGUUGCUGUAGCUUCCGACUAUUACGAACAGUUAAUUCUUAAGCCAUUGCCUCAAUCCGCCCUCCUCGCCAGCUUCAACUUCAGAUCCAAUACUAGCUUGUCGCAAUUCGAAGCGCACAAUUUUAGAUACUUCCCAAGGUCCUUAGGACAGAUAUUACAACAUGUUGGAACGAGAGAACUGCAUUUGAGGUUUAGUUUGGGACGAUGGGAUGCUGAAAGUUGGGGAGCGAGGCCGUGGGAUGGGACGAAGGAAGGGGGGACGGGUGUUGAGUUAUGGGCAUGGCUAGAAGCAGAGACUGACGAGGAGGCUGACCGCAAGUGGUUGAGCUUAACGAACGCGUUGUCAGGUCUCUUCUGCGCAUCAUUGAACUUCAUCGACGAAACGAGAACGACCCGACCCGCAAUGUCCUUCCAACCUGAAGGAGACCACCCGAAUUCUACCCUUGCAAAUAUGCAAUUGCUACAUGGCGUGUUACCCAGAGAAGUUGUGUGUACGGAGAAUUUAACCCCCUUUUUGAAACUGUUGCCAUGCAAAGGAAAGGCGGGAAUAUCGAGUCUGCUUGACGGUCACAAACUCUUUGAUGCAUCCUGGCAGAGUAUGGCAAUCGAUAUUCGACCUAUAUGUACGGAGGGCGAAGAAUGCGUGCUACAGAUCGAGCAGACUAUCGAUAUGGUCUUGGACAUCGAAAGAUCCAAGCGACCUAGGGACAACCCUAUUCCACGACCACCAGCAGGCCAUGACCUAAAGUGUAACACAUCAAAGCCAUACCAUUCUGGCGACACCUGUUUCCCAACAGAUUAUGCCGAGGGCCAAGACUGGGCCCUAGACCAAGUCUUUGGCAAGGCAAUCAAAGGGGCUUGUCCAUUAACUGACACAAGUGUUCCUCCUGUCUGUGUUCAAGCUCCCCACACUAGAGAUAUUUAUACCACUACUGGUGCCACCGAGAUCAAGAAUCCGAAUGGACUUUCGCGCUGCUAUCAGGUUCCUUCAGAUUCUGACUUUUCGAUGAUUCUUCCUCGUAUGCCACGAGAAGGCGAACAUGCAAAAUCAGACAGAGAUGAGAUUGUUGAGCCCGAAACACCUCUUUUGUAUGCGGAGCGUAGUUUUACGGGUCAUGGAUACGAGCGUGGCGGUGUGAGAACAAUUCUCACCAACCCAAGUCCGGACACCGAAGUCGAAUUCGUCUACAUGGAAAGCUUGCCGUGGUUUAUGCGAAUAUACCUCCAUACGCUCAAAGCUCACGUUGAUGGCGAAUCGGGUUCAAAGAAAGAUAUCAUCGAAGAGAUUUAUUACCGUCCAGCCCUGGACCGCGUUCGGGGCUCGCAACUUGAGCUGCGGAUGCGCAUCCCGCCUGCCAGUAUAGUUUUUCUUACUUACGAUUUCGAAAUGUCUAUCUUACGGUACACAGAAUACCCACCAGAUGCAAAUCGUGGUUUUGACGUCGCAGCGGCUAUUAUCACCAUUCUACCUUCUGACUCGCCUAACGCGCCGUUGGCAAGACAAAAGACCUCUAAUCUACGAACCACAACCCUUCUUCUCAGUUUGCCAACGCCAGAUUUCAGCAUGCCAUACAAUGUAAUCAUUUUCACUAGCACGGCUAUCGCCCUCGCUUUUGGAGGAAUGUAUAAUAUUUUGAUACGGCGAUUCGUGGGAGCUGAUGAGGCGGAAGUUGGUGUUAGCGGUCUAAAGGGCAAGCUCCUUGCGGGCAUAGUCAAGCUGGUAGGAAAGUUAAAGGGGGCUAAGGGAAAGGUAGAUUAGGCGCUAGCUACUGCUAUGCCCAGAUUUUGAAAUAGAUUUAAAAUACCCCUAUCCUGUCACGUUCUAUAACAGCAUGUCGGCCCUCAUUCGGAUAACUUCAGUGCUGAUCUCUUCGUUAUUUAUAGCGUAUGUGAUCAUGGAAACAAUGCUGAUUCUUUUGCAUAGGUAAGCGCAUGC
Molecule: messenger RNA, 2272 nt
Organism: Annulohypoxylon truncatum
Lineage: Eukaryota; Fungi; Ascomycota; Sordariomycetes; Xylariales; Hypoxylaceae
Product: Gpi16 subunit, GPI transamidase component
Exons: 3
Coding region: 287-2095 (602 amino acids)
Biological process (GO): attachment of GPI anchor to protein
Cellular component (GO): GPI-anchor transamidase complex
Source: RefSeq, a predicted model, not a curated record